AAUAGAAGCAGUAUCAAGGGUUUUUGAGGCUUUGAGCCAUUUAUAAAUUGCAGAAGCUUCUGGAGACAAAUAGAAGAGAGGGAGAUUUUUCUGUUUGGAAGGAGAAUUAGGGUUUAUUGGUUUCUCUCUGCAGGUAGUAGCUAAAGCAUUUAUCACAAUGGAAGGGAUAACAGAGGGAGUGAACAACUUGAACAUCACUGAUUCAGCUUCAGCCAACAAGAAGAACCGUAUCCAAGUCUCUAACACCAAAAAACCCCUCUUCUUCUACGUCAAUCUCACCAAGAGAUACAUGCAGCAACACAAUGAAGUUGAACUCUCUGCUCUUGGGAUGGCUAUAGCAACAGUUGUAACCAUCACUGAGAUCUUGAAGAAUAAUGGGCUUGCUGUGGAGAAAAAGAUCAUGACUUCAACUGUUGACAUGAGAGAGGAAACAGGAGGGCGACCUGUGCCAAAAGCAAAGUGGAUGGGAUCCUGCCAGAUGAAGUUUUACUGUGAAAGCUAAGUUAAAACAGGAUAAUGUGUGUGUGUGUGUGUUUUUUUUCUUUUUUCUUUUUUUUUUAAACUAGGAUUUUUCUUUUAUUUUUUAGUAAUUUGUAACUACAGUUUUUGGUAUCUAAACCUGAAUAAUAAAAUUGUUAAACAACAAUGGAUUUAUGAUAGCCAUGUUUUUUUUAGGAUGAAACCAUAACAAUAAACUAUGAAUGCACGGCAUGCUGUGGAUUGUAUUAUUUUCUGAUGCACUAUAAUCCAGAGUUUUAGACAGCACUCAGCAGAUUGAGCGUGUGCUCAGAUUGGGUAUAACCAGAGAUGUUGGAUGUGGAUAAUUUCCUUAGGGAUCCAAGGUGGGCACUUAAGAAUUUGUUAAUUCUAGAUGAACUAUUAAGCCUUCCCAGGAGAGAAUUUGCAGUGCUUUCUUGGUUUAUGUUAUAAACCAUGGAACCAUAAUAGUUACCUGUGGAUGCAUGACUUGUCUGGCUUGUAUUAUUUUCUGAUGAACUAUUAUCCCAAAUUCUAGUCAGCAGAUGGAGUACUCACUUGGAUUAGGUAUUAAGACCCAAAAAGACUUGGAAGUGAGCUAUUUCUCUAAGAGUCCCUAGAUGUUUGCUUAUGAGUUGAACUUUGAGGUCUCUAGAGUGGAGACUUGCAUUUGUCUUGUGCCACAUAUUUGAGUCCAACUAACCCAAUGACCUGAUUGUCUCUUGUAAAUAUUUUUUCCCUAUUUUUGCUUGGAAAGGAGAAGACUGAUAGCGUGAAUUUGCUUCU
Hevea brasiliensis (rubber tree) is the source of this 1263-nucleotide messenger RNA. RefSeq lists its product as uncharacterized. NCBI's taxonomy places the organism in Eukaryota, Viridiplantae, Streptophyta, Magnoliopsida, Malpighiales, Euphorbiaceae. The transcript is spliced from 5 exons. Gene Ontology annotation, cellular component: nucleus. The record is from RefSeq and is a predicted model, not a curated record. Gene Ontology annotation, molecular function: RNA binding. The coding region runs from base 158 to 502 and encodes 114 amino acids.